This is a messenger RNA of Linum trigynum, 2391 nucleotides long. Lineage: Eukaryota; Viridiplantae; Streptophyta; Magnoliopsida; Malpighiales; Linaceae. The record is from the annotation of a GenBank genome assembly.
CGUCCCAGCAAAGCCUGUCGAUCGAAAACUCUCUGCUACUCCUUAAACUCUGAGAAUGUCGGUGUAUAGUUUGAACUCCGACGACAAAUUCAUCACGCCGUCGUGUCAAAAUGUUGAAGUGCGCUUGUACAAGGGCGAUACAAACGAUUUCAAGGUCACUCAAACAGCCUAUUGGUCUGAUCAUUGGAGCGAUCCAGCUUAUCGUGUUGGCCCCACGGCAGAAAAAUACAAGGCACUACAAGUAUUUGGCACCACCAUUGAAGGAGACAGAUUCCAAGAGCUGGUUGAUGAGCUCAAGGCAAUUGAAGAGGGAGGGAUCCUCAUUUUUGUGAAUCGUCUCGGCCUCUGCAUAAUUUCUGAGAUCAGGCAUCCAUCUAUAAAAGCUAUGCGGAUCAACGAUUACUUUGGUUGGUCCAAAUACGGUGUUCGAGUGCCUCUGGAAGUGAUCCGCACGUCUACCGUAUGGAACAAGUUCGACAUGCACAACGGGGAAACUGUGAUUGAUGUUCAAAGGAUCGUCAGAUCCGACGCUGAUGAAGCCAUUGAGGAGCUGCGGCGGAGCUUGGAGGAGAAGGACUUGGAAUUGACGGCAUGCAAGAAGGAAUUGGAGGAGAAGAGCAUGGAGUUGACGUCGUGCAGGAAGGAGCUGGUAUUGAGCAAGAACAUUGAGUCACUGUGGAGAAAGUUAGUGGAAGAGAAAGAGAAGGUGAAUGAGAUGAUGCAGAGUCAGAUUCUUGCUUUCAAGGCUGAUCACCAUGACGUGGAACGAGAAAAUCUUUUCUGAAUUAUUUAAUCCAUCCAAUCUCUUUUUUCGCUUUUAAUUCAUGGUAACAUGAUGCGUCAAAGGCUUCAAUGGUUUUUUGACUUAGACACCUACAUACGUUACAUAUUCAAGGGAUCCAAAUUACAAACACUAACUCUCUUUUGAAUGCAUUGCUCUUUAAUUUACAGUUUUACGAAAUUAUACAGCUCAUUCUCUUAAAUUAGAAAAAAAAAUAGUGAUUUAUAAUUCAAUUUCAUUACAAUAGGUUAAAGAAUUGUCGAAAAACUUUAGUUUUACGUUCGACAAACACUUACUUCGACGAGACUCCAUGUAUUAAAUUUAAGAUUUUCCCGCAUAAUUCGGAUAUAUAUUGAAAUAAAAUUAUUCAAGAUUGUAAAACUCUAAAGUACUAUUGGAAAAAUGUAAAUACAAAUUAAUAAAUAAAAAACGGUUUAGCCCAAGACAAGUGCCCAAACUUUAACUGCCUGGACGUUAAAGAUUGUUCUACUCGGUCCAAAUUUAAAUAUGGCGUCAAAUCACCUUAAGACAUGAUUAGGGCAUCCACCAUGCCGAAGAAAUCCAACAUGCGGGAUGGGAUUAGGUGCUAAUCCUUAUAAGGGUUAGUACCGUGAUAACUAGCAAAAAACGCUACUAAAAAUAACGAAAUCACUACGGAUUAUUAUAAAAUUAAUACAACAUCUAAGCUAAAUCACUACUAAUUCAAACUAAUAGUAGUUUUUCUCUUGGUUAGGACGGUGCUAACUAUUGUACAAUUAGCACCGUAACCGCUCCCCCAACAUUCACAUCAAUAAAGCAAGAAUUUGGUGGAGUGCGCGCAAGGAGAAGGAACAAACUUUCCGAUUUUAUGGUUUCCCUACUGUCGUCAUUGAUUGAUCAGUUCAGGAAUACUGGAUACUAGUCCCGUUCCAAGAGACAAGCUACAGUGCUAAGCCUAUAGGGGUUAGCACCGUACUAACUAAUAUUUAAAUGAUUUAAUUUAAUUUUUUAUUAAAUGGCUAUAAUUUAAGAAAGGGUAUAAUAGGAAAUAAGAAGAAAAUUAAAAAAUAUGAAAUUAAUAUGAUUUACGGAAAGUGGGGGAUUGGGUUUUUUAAAUGGUUUUAGUUUUAAGGGAUCCAUUAAUUAUUAACUUCCAUUUUUUAAUUAAAUCCGUUUCCGUUAGUGGCCGGAUUUUAAGGAAUUGGGGAUGGUUAUUGCUUGAAAAUAAUUAUUAACCCUAAUUUCUCGGGAAAAAAAUAAUUGUGCUCCAUAAUUUCCGUAAAUCAUAAUUAUUAACCCUAAUACCAUGUCUCCCUCUUUAAUGGAUAGAUAUUUAUUAGUAGCAAUAUUAAUUAAAUAGUAGUGAUUCCAUAGUAAUAACAUUACAUAUUUUAACGAUAUGGCGUAGUGGUUAUUACCAUUGGUAGUGUUUUCAAGUUUUUUUUUGUCAUAGUCAUUUCAUUCCUCGGUUGAUUGUUUGUAGUAGCUAUUUUCGAGGUGGUAAUAGUGUUUCCAAUCAAAAGUACUAUUCCAAUAUGGUAGUUGUUAAUCGUGAUCGUAGCAAUAUUUUAUGAUGGUAGUAGUGAUUUUACAAAGAGAAAUUAUCAACAUAAUAAGAUUGAAUUCAUUAU